ACGAUCUUGAAGAGUGAAGCGUCAAUGGAACCAUGGCUUCACCACCGAAGCGAAUCUUUUUCAUAUUACAUUGCAUGUGUCAGAUUACCCAGAACGCUUUAGUCCAGUUGAGCAAGACGUGCUUGACUGCUAAAGAGUAGAAAGGCUUUGAACAAUAUAGCUAAUUUUAUUCGUGGUUGUUUUAGAAGAUCAGGAAUCAUCCCAAUUGGACGGUUAACGUUAAAAAGAGCAUCAAUCAUGCACACUUAACCGUUAAAGUCUCGAGUCUUCUCCUUCGAAGAUGACUACGCUAACUCUGCAAUGGUCUCUUCUAAAUGCCACGUAAAAACUCCAAAACUGCGAAGCCUUCCUUGCUGUUCGUCGAGCCGCCUCUGAGGAGCGCCAAACGUCCAUCUGGUCCUGAGAUCCGGGCUGCCUUGCAUCCCAAAGUGUUCCUCACUAAGACACAAGCAAGCAGCAACCUCACUUCCUGGGUAAUCCCACAGUUUGACACAUCGCUGGAGGGUGCGGUGCCACGGGCAAGACGCGUUCGAAGCACUAAGUGCCACUUGGGCACCAGCAUCCAGGACACUUGCAUCCAGUUGUCCAAGAAAACCACCAGCAAGUUCCCCUCGCUGACAUUUCAAUCAAACGGCCACCAGCAUCCAGCAACGAAGAUUCACAGAAGCCAUGCUGCUGGCUCUGAAGGAAUCCUGCCAAAACAGAAACUCGAUGAUUCCACGAAAGGAGCCUCCAUCCCUGCACCACCUAAAGUGGACACUCCAAAAAUUACACUAGAAGAUGAGCGCACCCCUUCAUCUUCUCCAGCACUCCGGUUCCUCGCCCGCCCGCCCACACCGCCUCGCUGUCAGCCGCCUGACAUGCUGGUGCCCGACACGCCCGAGCAACACUACGGCCUGAAGGUGACAUGGAGGAAGCGGUUGUGGUUUAUGGCUUUGUUGGAGGAAAGAGGACAGCUGAUGGAGUGCCACAAGUUCAUCAACAGCAAAAGUUAGGAUGUGAUUUCCACUUGUUUUUGGACAAUAAUCCAUCCAUUCCCAUUUAUAUUUUCUUAUUCAUUCAGGAGCGCUGGUGAGCACAUUUUAACCAAGAAUUCAAACUCAUCUUCACCUUUAUGGAAAAUCUGGACUUUUAAAAUAUGAAAGAAAGCCUAAGCGGGAGUUUGUUUCAUAAAACACCUGCACGGUUCAUUCAUGCUUUCACAUGUUAACAAAAUGAUUGUAUGACUAAUGUCUUAGAGCAGGGGUCCCCAAACUACGGCUUCCACAUUUGGUCCGGCCCCCUGAACGAACAAAAAAAAGGGGAAAAAUAAAUAAAUAUAUUUUUUUUCUCCCAAUAGUGUUAUUUAUUUCCUGGCUUUUUUCUGUGAAGAACCCAGACAGGGUUAUUUGGUUAUUAUCUAUUUAAUUAAUAGUGUUAUUAUUAUAUUAUAUUAUAUUAUAUUUACUUUUGUUCCGUGAAGAAUCCAGAAAGGGUUAUAUGAUUGUGGCUUUCAGAAAAACAAUAAAUCUUUACAUUUUGGCACUCCUGCAAUCGUCACACCUUUUCUGUUACAAACUGACCCCGGCCCCUCAUCAGAGAAGGGAAAAGUUAUGUGGCCCUCACAGGAAAAAGUUU
Messenger RNA from Corythoichthys intestinalis (scribbled pipefish), 1617 nucleotides. RefSeq names its product RAD9-HUS1-RAD1 interacting nuclear orphan 1 (gene rhno1). The transcript is spliced from 3 exons. Bases 315 to 995 code for a protein of 226 amino acids. Gene Ontology annotation, cellular component: nucleus; chromosome. The record is from RefSeq and is a predicted model, not a curated record. Gene Ontology annotation, biological process: cellular response to ionizing radiation; recombinational repair; DNA damage checkpoint signaling. Lineage: Eukaryota; Metazoa; Chordata; Actinopteri; Syngnathiformes; Syngnathidae.